Messenger RNA from Aureococcus anophagefferens, 2937 nucleotides. RefSeq lists its product as hypothetical. The transcript has 4 exons. Gene Ontology annotation, biological process: tubulin complex assembly; microtubule cytoskeleton organization; post-chaperonin tubulin folding pathway. The record is from RefSeq and is a predicted model, not a curated record. Gene Ontology annotation, molecular function: beta-tubulin binding; GTPase activator activity. NCBI's taxonomy places the organism in Eukaryota, Pelagophyceae, Pelagomonadales, Pelagomonadaceae. The coding region runs from base 1 to 2937 and encodes 978 amino acids.
AUGGUGACCACUCAGUCUCGUUGCAUAGAGUCCACCGCGAUUGAGUCAGCAUUCUGGAGGACGAUUGACGACAUAUGUGAUGGCGUUGCGGUGCAACAAGCGAGCGACGGGCGCUUGAUGCCCGAAUCUGUGAGAGAGCAAAGCGCGACCGCUAUUAAACUCUAUUGCGACUAUCACGUGAUUCAAUUUCAGCUCCAAGGCAAGUUUUCAAUGACUGUUUUUUAUGAAUUGUGCUGUGCUCGAGGACUGAAGCACGUGGCAAAAGCACUGCCACAUGCAGUUCGGGAUCUCGAAGCGGUGUACGUAACGCUUACCAGCCUGGAUGAUCACCUACAUGAUUCACUCUGGCGCACACGGUACACCCUACUGCUCUGGCUAGGGAUGCUGAUGUUGAACCCCUUUAACGUAGACUCGAUCACGGAGGACGGCGUGUCAUUCGUGGCAGGCGUGGUUUUGCAUUGCAGCGAGACCUUGAAUGAUGCAGGACCGCCACGGGACGCAGCAGCCUUUUGUCUAUCAGUGACCCUGACUCGACGUGACGUGUGCGCAUCGCAUCUCAAGUCAUUCGUGGACCUGGCUACAAAUCUGGUAUUUGAGCUGGGCAAGCCAGAUAGUAAGCCUAUCUUUGCAGCAGCAGGCGCAUUGACAGCCCUUGCAGCUGCGUUCAAGCGGGGGGACAGGGUCCGUCUUGCAGCUCUUGCUCGAAUUACAUUCGAAGGAGUCCGACUUUGCUUUGGUGAUUCGAAUUCUGCAUUUCGACCUUUGAAGCAACUCGCGGUGAAACUCGCUGGGCGUGUCGGAGUGGCUCUGUUGAAACCAAGAAUUGCCUCGUGGUGCUAUACUAGAGGGAAAAGGACGCUCAUGAUGUCCGAUGUGCCACCACCUUCCAUAUUGCCUUCAGGCGUUGCGGAGGGUGGGGAAUCGAACGUCGAGGUUGAAGCAGAAGAUGCCGAGGAGGUGCUUGAAGCCGUCGUCGACGCUUUGCUCGUGGGACUGCGUGAGUGUGAGACGAAGACGAGAUGGUCUGCAGCUAAGGGUAUAGGGCGGAUUGCGUCCAGGCUCCCACGCAGUAUCGCAGAUGAUGUGGUUGAGGGCGUACUUUCUGUGUUCGACGACCAGGGUUCACAUGAUGACGACAAUGCCUGGCACGGAUCUUGUCUCGCCCUCGCAGAACUUUCGCGGCUUGGUGUCUUGCUCCCAUCCAGGCUCUCUGCCGCAUUCUCUGCGCUAUCAGCGGCACUCAAGUAUGACCGGCAACGGGGGAACCACAGCAUCGGGGCCAACGUCAGGGAUGCGGCGUGCUAUGUAGCCUGGGCAUUCGCGCGUGCCUAUGCACCUCAGAUCAUUUCACCCCAUCUACCGGCGCUUGUUGAUAGGAUUCUUACCGUUGCCGUGUACGAUCGCGAGGUCCACGUGCGGCGAGCUGCCGGCGCAGCCCUCCAGGAAAAUGUUGGAAGACAAGGCAUGAAAAUGUAUGGCUCUGGGGGAAUCAAAUUAAUACAAGUGGCAGACUUUUUGGCGCUAGGCAACAGAGAACGAGCCUAUUUGGAUGUCGCCUCGUCGGUGGCAAAGCUCGGGUUUUGGCAGCCGCUCUUUGACCAUCUUCUUGAAGACCGAUAUCGACACUGGGAUCCUCAAGUGCGGGCUCUGACAGCAAGGAGUUUAGGUGAGCUCGUCAGACUUCUAGAGCAUCCACCAAGUCGACUGGACGCUGCACGUACAGUCGUCACCACGCUUGCCCCGCUUGCGGCCGGGAGUCGAGAACUCGCUGCUCGGCACGGCGCUCUCCUCGCACUCGCGGAGGUUGCCGCCUUCGUCCUCAAGGACGAAGCCGUCGUGUCCGAACUUUCCGAUAUUGUUCCUAGGAUCGAAGCUGCGCGUCUCUACCGUGGUCGCGGCGGCGAACUCGUGCGCUCUGCCGCCUGUGCGUUGAUCGAAUCCCUUGCUUUGAACCGCACUCCUCUCCCGAUCAAGGUCCAGCUGCGUCUCCUUGAUACCUUGGAUGAAUGCAGUAGUCAUGCUGUCGAGGCGGUGCGACUUGCGGCGAUGAAAGGCGUGAAGGCUUUGACAUGGACUUAUUUUGGUGGUUUUCACAACUUCGCAAAGACAAUGACGAAACCUAGUGAACGACUCUUGGCGCGUACUGUCCUUCGAUAUACGGGCCUAGCGCGCAAGCCAACAACUCCGGAUGUAUCGCGUGGUGCUUGUCGCUGUCUCGGGGCUUUACCUGUGCGUUUGCUUGCUGCGGAUGACGCAACACUCGAUGCGGUUCUACAAAUUCUGAUUUUUCGAGCACGACGUGAUGACACAGUCGCCGGUGAAAAGGACGCAGAAACGAGACGCGAUGCUCUUGCAGCCUUGAAAGACCUAAUUCGAACCGUAGGGGCGCCUUACCUGACCCGAAUUCGAGUUCUGCAGCUCCACAACUGCUUCGUUACCAACGCAUGUAGUGAUUUCAGUGUAGAUAAGCGCGGAGACGUGGGUUCUUGGUCCAGGAUCAAGGGCCUAGAGGCAGCCACUGAAUUGGUGUCAGUUCUGACGGUAUUUUCGGAUGAUGCAGACUCAAUAGGAAGCACCAUUCCAGCUCUUGGCGAGCGCACAGCGUGGCUCUCGAGUUCGGAUAGCUUGUCCUUUUUAGUUGCAGAAACCCCCUUCAUGGGCUUCGACUCUAGAGCUAGAUGGACUGCAGUCGAGUCGGAACAAUUUUGCUGUGCUCUUCUGAGGCAUCUUGGCGAGAAGCUUGACGCCGUCCGAAAUGUCGCACUGAGGCUUAUGCCAAUCCUUCUGAAAGUUGCACCAGCAAUCCCCAAACGCUCGGAAAUUGACGACGCACUCUCACUAGGUGAAAGAUAUUUCGGAUACGACACGUCUCCCAAAUGCUCUCAUUUCAUGCGCUUAUUCUCUCCGUGGAUCCAAACCGCCAAAGUUAUCAGAUGA